Penicillium vulpinum is the source of this 855-nucleotide messenger RNA. RefSeq lists its product as uncharacterized. Bases 1 to 855 code for a protein of 284 amino acids. NCBI's taxonomy places the organism in Eukaryota, Fungi, Ascomycota, Eurotiomycetes, Eurotiales, Aspergillaceae. Gene Ontology annotation, biological process: mycotoxin biosynthetic process. The record is from RefSeq and is a predicted model, not a curated record. The transcript has a single exon.
AUGGCGAUACUACUAGAGAAUAAGGAAGAAUGUUCUGGUCUUCUCAACGAUAUUAAUGAGACCAUCCAGGAUCCAGACACACCUGCAGAUGGUGCUAGGAAUUCGAAGCCAUACAGACGUCGAUUCCUCAUCUUAAUUCCUAUCCUAUCUCUAUCUCUCAUUACCAACAUAAUCACCCUUUCCAUCAUCCUCUCGAGCCCCAAACCCCAUCAAGCCCCAUCAAAAUACGCCAACCUUCACCUCACCCACACAGAACCUUAUGUUCUCCUAACCGACUACUCCUCUACCAACACCACCUUCACCGACACCCUCUGGCACUCGAUAAAUAUCGACAGCGGCGUUGUCGCUCUCUCCGACUCCUUCGCUGCAUCCCACAAUCUUCGCACAGCGCAACGUUUUCCUUGGGAUACCACCAAAGGAAUAUACAUCCUACAUGGCUUUCACAACCUGCACUGCCUAAAGAUUAUCUCCAUCAGUCUUUUCGAGUUUCAGAGCAACCGGACACAGUCAAGACCCUGGCACCAUAUCGCACAUUGUCUGGACGCGUUAAGACGACAGAUUCUAUGCGACGCAGAUGAUACACCCAGGGCCACAGAGAGGAGGGUCGAGGUCGUUAGUGGGGUCGGGCAGCAUCGGGUUUGUAGGGAUUGGGGGGAGUUGGAAAGUUGGGCGAAAGCCCAUACAGCUUGUUAUAAGCGCCCCGAGAAUCCGGGAGAUGAGGUUGGAUUGAAGAGGUUCAUGCACUGUCCGGAGGGGAGCGGAUAUGUGGUUGAUGAGGGGUAUGUGCCUGAGGACGAGAUUUUGGUCGGGUUGCCCGAAGAGUCGAUUGCGACGGAUGUGACUCGUGAGGUCUAG